Aspergillus heteromorphus CBS 117.55 is the source of this 360-nucleotide messenger RNA. RefSeq lists its product as uncharacterized. The transcript has 2 exons. Lineage: Eukaryota; Fungi; Ascomycota; Eurotiomycetes; Eurotiales; Aspergillaceae. The coding region runs from base 1 to 360 and encodes 119 amino acids. The record is from RefSeq and is a predicted model, not a curated record.
AUGCGUGUCUACUCUGGAAAGCUCAAUUCCCAAUCCAAGACAGCUGAGAAUGAGCUCAUCUCUCUUGGCUUCAACGGCGAUCUGAGAAAAGGUACGACAGCAGUUCUCGUGGGCCAGUGGACCAAGAGCUAUGAGGAAACCCCCAAAGCAAACUACUCCUCCGUCGGGACUGUCACCAAGUUUGAUACCGGGUCAGCCUCUGGUGGAGACAAUAUCGAGAUCUACAAGUCGGAAAAGCCAUACUACUGGUUUGAGGGCACUGCACAUGCAGACAGACUGAAGUUGACCAUGAAGAAGCAAAAUGGGUCAUUUUACGGUGAGGCGGAGAUGGAGCUUGCUUAUAAGGAGGAUCGUGAUUAG